Paramormyrops kingsleyae is the source of this 3602-nucleotide messenger RNA. Its product is annotated as myeloid-associated differentiation marker-like. The record is from RefSeq and is a predicted model, not a curated record. Gene Ontology annotation, cellular component: membrane. Lineage: Eukaryota; Metazoa; Chordata; Actinopteri; Osteoglossiformes; Mormyridae.
UCUUUUGUUGUGGUUGCCGACAGCUCCCCUCACGUUGAUUCGAGGCACGCUUCUUUAACUAAACAGGAAAUGGGAUGUGGCACUUGAGAUGCCUUAUACUGUAGCACAAGAGCAGGGUGAGGGUUCAGCUAGGUGUUCGCAAGAUCUAAAGACAGAUGAACAAAAAAAUAAGGAAGACAAGUGCCUGAGGACCACGACUGGAUCACGUCUGGAAAGGUCCUGUUCACUCUGCUGCCGAAGUAUGACCAUCUGGUGCGAGGGAUUCUCUAGCACUGAGCGGCGCAUGGCGGCUGCGUUCAUGUGAUUCUGUUUCGGCUACGUCUGCGAGCAGCCAGUUAAGGGGCCUGCAAGGCUGGUGUCUCGGCAUGCCUGUGAUCCUGGGGGAAGUCAGGGUGCUCACCAAGCCCCUGUCUGGCGUGCGUAUCCUCGAGCUGCUCUUCGACUGCCUCGCCUUCAGCUUGGCUGCUUCCUUAGAGCCCCGGUCGUCAUUCAAGAACUUCUGCAUGUUCAGCUGGUGCUUCUUCUUCACGCUCACCUUCCUCAUCCUCCUGGUGGACUUCGUUCAGUUCCAGAGCAUCAUCCCUCUAUCAUGGAAGAACCUUCCCAUCACCGUGGCAUCCCUGGGGGCGCUCAUGUGCAUCGGCUCGUCUGCGGGGUUCCCCUUGUUCAUGCAGGAGGACAGGAUGGAGCCAAAGGCCAUUGGGGCCACGGUGUGCUCCUGCCUGGCCUUCAUGGCGUACGUCUCAGAGGUCCACCUCAUCCGGCUCCAGAGCAGUGAGCAGAAGGGCUACAUGGCCAGCAUGCCAGGGCUGCUCAAAGUCUUCCAGGUGUUCAGCGGCUGUGCCAUGAUCUUCCUGUUCAGCAGCCAAUGUCAAAUGCCGGACUUCGCGAAGGAGACCAGCUGGCUGUUUUGGUUCUCAGCUGCAAAUAAACUGCUCUGCUUCCUCAUGUCCCUGGGCACCAUGCUGGUCGUGCUGGGAGACUGCGUCAGCCACUGCCCCCUGCCCUUUGACCGCUUGCUGGUGAGCUUCUGCAGCCUAGCCGUGCUGCUGUACAUCAUCGUCGCCGUGGAGUGCAUCACUAAGAUCCUGGUAAUGCCGGCAGAAUCAGUCGAGCUCACUGACCCAACUAGAGCCCUGCCCUUCAUCGAGACGAUUACUGCCUGUCUCACCCUCUUGGCUUACACGGUGGAUCUGGCGUUCUCCGUAAAACUUUUGUGUGACCGUGCCUAACUCAGGGGCAUUGGAGGGGCAUGGAUACCCAGACAUACUCAGGGGGCACAGAACUUGACAAGGGUUCUUGAAUACAUAAAAAUAUGCGUGACAUUUGGCGGGGGGGGGGGGGCAAGGAGACAUUUUAUCAGGGAGCCCAAAUUUUCCAGGUAUGCCCCCAGCCUAACUACAUGCAGAGGGGAAAUGCGUUGUGAGCUUUUAGUUAAAACACAAAUGAAAGAAGGACACGUAAAUGAUAACUGGAAAGAAAAGAUGUUUUAGCGUUUAGUUGGCAUACUACCAUUUUUUUUGUCUACAGUGAAACAUUGAUAGGCUACAGUGUAAACAAAACCUGUUUUAAUACAUUAAGAGAUGUACUUUUAGAUUUAUUUACAUAUUUCAUCUAUUAAAAUGUACCUUUCUUUUUAGUUCGAGUUCCGGAAUUCACUGAGCUUUGCUUAAUCUUCUAGCCACUUGAUGUUUUGUUCUGCUAUAUUCUGUUUGUCUAGCACUGAAAGUAUUUUCAGUGUGACAAAAUAAUGAUGGUAUUGUACUUUAUGAAAUAGAUUUUGUUAAAAGACUUCUAAUAGGUAUUUUGUAUUUAAAUUUCAGGAUAUGCUUCUUAUGGUCAAGGCCAUAGGAGAGAGUUUGAUAUUGGGGGACACACUGGUUCCUAUGCCCCUGAAUAUGUUGGCUGACAGACAAUGAGAUUAGUUUAACUUGAUUGCGUUCUUUUUUUUUGUUUGUUUGUUUGUUUUUUGGUAACAACGCGUUUUUGUAACAAAGCUUGUUAAUCGGCCAGCAUCACACAAAAGUUUCUGUUCACUCUGCGGAAAAACUCCCAUUUGUCAGACACGCCUCAGUGAAUGUCAGAGCUGCUAGCCGAGUCAUUUCACACCGUGCUCUCUGCAGUCUCCCACAUGUGCAUAUGUGCCGCGUACAGUUUCCUGUGAGGGCGGCUUGAGCAAAAACUUUUUCUAUUAAUUUGCAUAUUGCAAUAAUAAAACGAUUAGACCUGAGCAAUGAUGCAUGUUUGAUGCAAUUAUAUUGAAACCCAAUGGAACCCCACUAAGAGUGUUAACUAAAAGCCAAGUAUUCAUUAUUAGGAUUGUUGAAUACGAUUGUCAUGUUUACUGGAGACUAUUACCGCUAGCCUCCACUAGAGGGAGGUAAUUUUGUUUGUGUCUCUGAGCAGCGCGAAAAUCUCUUUUAAAUAAUAAAACGAAGCCUGUUCUUAGAUGGCAGCUCUACUCAUUUCUUAGGUGUGAUCCCAUCCUGCCCAGAAUGAUCCCAUCCUGCCCAGUUCAUCACCUCUCAGUUUCUUCUAUUACCAUAACAAUGGAAAAUCUCCAUUGUAUUGGAAGCUAAAGUAAUUUACACCUUGUGUUUUAAUGAGCAGCUUAACUAAUGAAGCCAAAUAAUGGUAGAUAUACAAUGUCAGGAUUCAAGUCAAUGGCCAUCUGGUGUGAAACAGCUGGGAUGUUCUGUAACUUGUUGAAGUUAAAUCCCAAUGUUUAAUCUAAAGAUUCUUCACUCUAAAAUUUUCACAUAUCCACCUAUCUAAUUACUUAAAGCUGAUGGAGAUAUGGAUAAACAACGAAGACCUCCUGGGUGUGGUCUUUCUGACUGAACUUCAGCACCAAUACCCAGCAAAAAGCUUCCAUCUUCCAUCCCACCAGCAACCAAAGAGCCACUUGACUGGCCCAAGUGUCAUUUAUAAAUAGUAAUGUUUCCAGUUAGUAGUGAAGGAACCGGGGGUGAGCACCAGGGGCCACCAGCAAAAUUUACCGAGGGACUCCACUACCGGCAGAUUUUACGGAGUGUCCCUUUUGAUAACAAACAAUCACAACAAUUCGCAACAAUUUACCGAGAACUGGCCCCUUCGUGAGAUGGUAGAUUUAACUGAGUGCGCCUUUUGACACACAAUUACCCAUUCAACACAUGGCUAAAAAUGGCUGAUAGUUUUCAAAGUAACUGAGGCAUGACAGACAAAUACAGGUGUUUGUCACAACAAUUUACAGAGAAUUUCCAGGUACAAACAAAAAGGGUACACAAUAAUAUGUUGGGUGGUGAUUGUUUUAUUUUAUUUUUGUGACUAUAUUUCAUUUUUGAAGCUAAUAAUACUAUGAAUUGUCCAAUUUGUUCAAUACAACUUCGAAGAAAAUAAAUCUGACACUGGGUAAAAAUAGUAAAAUGUUUGUCUAGCAUCGAUUAUUACCUCAAAUGUAGACAAGAUGAUACCCACCAGUGGGUAUGUCCCCAUCAAUAAAAUAAAAAUAUGCUGGCUUUUAAAGCGACACCACUAUAAAAACACAAGAAUUUCUGUGCAAUUCUUAAGAAUGUCCGGAUGGCAGUUAGCUGGAGACACGGUAUUCAGUAUUUGGUGGUCGA